CAAAAGCGGGUCAUCGUUCGGUUCAAAUCCUUCGCAUCUUCAUCAGUGUUUGCUGACGAGAGAAAAAAAAAAUCAUGAUCCUCGCGUUCAUGAUGUGCGCCACUUUGGCGAUCGCCGCUGGAUUUCCUCAAGCUCCGCAAAGACCACAGCUGCCACAGCCUCCUCCUGCACUGAGAGACAGCAAAUCUUACCUGAACCCCUUCGUACCCACUCUGACCUACUCUUUGCCAUACAACUUCCAAUACUCGGCUCCUCACUACGUCUUCCCACUUCCGGAUUCCAUCAAAUCAUCCGAGGUCAAGAAACCUGGCCCAGAAAAAGUGGAAAAACCAGUUGAAUAUACCGAAAAGCCCAAAGAAGAGAAGAAGGAAGAAUUCGUGAAUUUCGUCAAAUACGCUCAUCCAGUGUAUCCCCAGUUUUACCGCUUUCCAAAUUAUCCGGUUUACAGCCCUGUCUUUCCUUUCCCAGCAGCCCCAUACCCGGCAAAACCUGGCCUCGAAGAACUUCAACGAGCGACGCCCAGACUCGGUCCCGUUCGUUUCCCUCCUCGAGGUGGCUGGAAAUGGGUCAAACAAGGUCAGGUUCUGGGCUAUCUGGAUCACUCAGAGGACUCAGAGGCCACGAGGCGGGAUGUGCAACGGGGGAAAGGAGCCCGGGCCAGGCAAGGGGUUGCUGCUGCUGCAAGGGUGGCGGUGGGGCGAUGCGUGGUAGCUGCUGGUGGCGGCAAGGAAGGCACCCGCCCACGGAGUCUGCACCCUCCGGGCAUGCGUCAACCCUAA
Messenger RNA from Notodromas monacha, 779 nucleotides. The record is from the annotation of a GenBank genome assembly. Lineage: Eukaryota; Metazoa; Arthropoda; Ostracoda; Podocopida; Cyprididae.